AUGGCAGCAACUUCUGCUUCUCGAUCAUCAUCAUCAUCAUCAAUGAGUUUUGUAGGGUUUGCUUCCAUAAUUUUAACAUUCCUUCUUGCUCUAUUUCUUCUCUUCUACUUACCUUCUUUGAACCAAAACAUAUACAAUACUCUUGUCACCAACUUCUUCAUAUCAUCAUCCUCUCCAUCAUCGUCAUCUCCUCUUCCCAUGCCGCCAACUUCUAUUAGUAAUAGCAUCACUAAUGGCACCAGUUUCAAAAACCUCGAUGAGUCUAAGAAAAAGGAGAAGAAUAGUGUGGAGAGGAUUGAAGAAGGAUUAGCCAGAGCUCGUGCAGCGAUAGUCGAAGCUUCUUUGAUAAAGAAGAACUAUAACUAUACAUGGGAGAAACAACAUGUUUAUUUUCCUAGAGGAUCAAUUUACAGGAAUCCAUAUGCUUUUCAUCAGUAA
Messenger RNA from Tripterygium wilfordii, 438 nucleotides. Its product is annotated as probable glycosyltransferase At5g20260. Lineage: Eukaryota; Viridiplantae; Streptophyta; Magnoliopsida; Celastrales; Celastraceae. Bases 1 to 438 code for a protein of 145 amino acids. The record is from RefSeq and is a predicted model, not a curated record. The transcript is spliced from 2 exons.